AGUUAUUCUUGGACCAGCCCUUCUACUAAUACAAGAGUGAAUGAUGGACCAUUCGGUGCCACAGCCGUCGCCGGUAGUCGCCGAUUCUGAUAGCAACAUGAAGGGUCAAGGACAGAAUGGGGAUGAUAGUAGCCUUCCUGGUCCUGUGGGGGGUGAGGCUGUAUUAGAAGGAGUCGCUGAUAUGAACAGACGGCCGUCUACGGUGAGACUAUUACUCAAGAACUCGGUGGUCCACUUUGAGGAGGAGACUGAAGGGGCGCCCCCUAGCCUACAGGAGAUGUGUAGACAGCGGAGUCAAAGUGAUAUGACCGCGAACAAGACAGAUGCCUCCGUUCUGAUAGGGAAAUAUGAUCCGGUUACACAAGAACUGCAAUAUGUUGAUCCAUAUAGGAUUGAUGAUGAUGAUGACGGGUCGAACCCUGGUCCCUUCCCGUCCUACCCACCUCAAUCGUCUUCGGUGCGACAGCAUCAACCGGGGCUUGAGGGUAUAGAAGAGAUUAAUGACUACGAUGAAGAUGAGGAGGGCCUAUUGGGGUCAUGUCCCUCAUCCCAACCGGCUUCCGCCAGGGUAUUUGCUCAUUUAGACGGCUUAUUGGCGACUCCACCUCUCGGGCCGGCUCAAGAGAUUCCUCCCGCUGUCACCACCUCACUGUCACCCUUCACUUCACACAACCGGGUAGACUCACCUCGACAACAACACGAAGAGCUCCAGACCGCACAGAAAGCUGCGGACGGGCAUCAUCCCUCGACUGGUGUGAGAAAGGGUGGUGGCCUGACGAGAUACAAUAGAGAAUCUCAGGCUCAGGAUGGCGGUUCUAAUACGACUAUUAUGUUCCGCAACAUCCCUAAUAGAUUCUCACCUGAGGGCCUGCGUGAAGUUAUCCGGGACAAGGGCUUCGCCACGAGCAUGGAUUUUUUCUAUAUGCCUAUGGACUUUCAGAAUCAGUGUAACCUUGGAUACGCUUUCAUCAACUUUGUCAAUGUGGACGAGCUCGACAGGUUUACUCAAGAAUUUCACGGUCAGAAAUUACCCCUAUAUAAAUCGCACAAGGUUUGCGAAGUGUGCCCGGCCAGAGUGCAGGGCUUGAAGGCCAAUGUUGAUCAUUUCCGUAAGUCUGCGGCGCGCGGUUCGAUCCCCGAUGAGUACAAACCGGUGUGCUUCCGUAACGGUGAAAUGGUACCCUUUCCCCCAUCCGAGAGGCCCUUCCACCGCAGUGGUAAUGGUGAAGAUCACAGAAGGUCGUCCAAGAGCUCCGCACAUAGUGGCAAGUUCGGCGGGUUGCGUGGCGAUUCUUAG
Perkinsus marinus ATCC 50983 is the source of this 1297-nucleotide messenger RNA. RefSeq lists its product as hypothetical. Bases 41 to 1297 code for a protein of 418 amino acids. Lineage: Eukaryota; Perkinsozoa; Perkinsida; Perkinsidae. The transcript has a single exon. Gene Ontology annotation, molecular function: RNA binding. The record is from RefSeq and is a predicted model, not a curated record.